Molecule: messenger RNA, 1753 nt
Organism: Camelina sativa (false flax)
Lineage: Eukaryota; Viridiplantae; Streptophyta; Magnoliopsida; Brassicales; Brassicaceae
Source: RefSeq, a predicted model, not a curated record
UUAUAAUAUGUUGGCAAAAAAUGUCAAUAAAAAAAAAGACACACACAAGAGGGUCUUCUUUAAAUAAUUGCGUAGUAGGCAGACGAAUGUCUUUUAGACAAAAACAAAUUAAAAACGAAGCAAGUUUAUCUUCUCUUCUUCUUGUUUUAAAGGUUUCAUUCAAGUACACACAUCUCUUUUCGUGUCAUCUCUCACAACCACCAUGAGCAGCCAGCAGCACCAUCAGCCGCCGAGCUACGCCACCGACCCAAACACGAUGUUCGUUCAAGCAGAUCCCUCCAAUUUCCGCAACAUCGUCCAGAAACUGACGGGAGCACCACCGGAUCUCUCCUCCUCCUCAUCCGCUGCACAACAGAAGCUUCCCUUAACCCCGAAAAAGCCAGCGUUCAAGCUUCACGAACGACGUCAAUCAUCCAAGAAAAUGGAGCUGAAGGUAAACAACAUCACAAACCCGAACGACCCUUUCAGCCAUUUCCACCGAGGGUUCCUCGUGUCUCCGGUCUCUCACCUCGACCCAUUCUGGGCGCGCGUGAGUCCACAUUCAGCGCGUGAAGAGCAACACCACGCGGCACCGGACAAGGAAGAGCAAAAAGCCAUAGCCGAGAAAGGGUUCUACUUCCUUCCGAGCCCGAGAAGCGGCGCCGAGCCAGCACCGGAGCUUUUGCCACUGUUUCCUCUUCGUUCUCCUAACGGCACUAAUCAUCGGAUUGAAGAUAAUUAUCGCGACUCUUAACUUAUUAGAAGACCUCUCUCUCUCCCUAAUCGUCGUAAUUUUGAGUUUUAGGCUAUCAAUUAAUCUUAAGUUGGUGACACGUGAUAUUAUUAUUAUUAUUACUGCUAUUGCUUUUUACUAUUUUUGUUAGGGCUAAUAUCUGUUUUCAUUUAACCUUAGGCUUUUUCUUUCUUUUUUUUCUUACCAAGGUCAACUAUUUCGGCGCGUGUAGUCCACUACCUUUUAGAAUAUAAAAAUCUUAUUUUCAUACGCGGCAAUUUUACUUACAUUAUUAAGUCAAGGAAGACAUCAUUUCACUUUCACGACAAUGGUAUUAUUGUCUUUUAGAUUUUUUAAUACUGCGUGAAAUCCAAAAACACACGCUAUGUAUACUACUAGGUUGAAAUUUAAAAUUAAUAUGUAUAACAAAAAAAAAAAAGAGGAUACUUUUAAGAUUCACUGUUCUAAAAUUUCAUACGUUAUAUUUGACAAGUCUACUAUAUCAAACGUAAUCUUGUAUCUUAAAUUUUCCUUACAAAUACGAUCAAGUUGAUGAUGUAUGAGGAGGUGAAUGAAUAAUCAAUAAUGAAUAGAUAGGCUACAUUACAACAACAUAGGCCGACUCAUAUAAAAGAUCCAAAAAAUAUGUUGACUUUUUGGUUAAGAAAGAAGCUAAAUUCUCUGUGGUGAUAGGGUACAGUGUAACAGUGCUCUCCAAUCAUAAAUCUUUUUUUUUUUUUUUGCGUGUGUAAUAAAGCUGCCAGCCGUUGGAUUUAAUGACAAAGCUGUGACGCAGAAUGAAGCGGCGCCUAUUUCCUCUGCAGAUUCAACGGCUACGAUUCAAUUCUCCUGCUAAACAUAUAAUGCACUCUUCUUUUUUUGUUUUUCUUUUAUUACGUGUGUGUAUGAAAAGAGAUGAUAAAAUUAAAUAGAUGUUACUUGUAACAGAGGGUGUCUCUGCAUCUAUCUUUAAAGUCUGUUGUCAGUCUAUCUUCGAACUCUGCCCCUCAGGUGUAAUCCAUAUUUCAAACCCUCUGCUCA